AUGAUGCACUCGGAGGAGAGCGACGGCAGGAGAGGCAGGCUCAGGCAGCCAGACGGAGGAAAAGCCAUCCCCGGAGUGGCCAUCCCCAAGGAGCCCCAUCCAGGAGCAGCCGGAGGCUGCAGGCGUUCAGCGCUCGACCAGGCCCUCGCCCUUCAAGCCCCCGUUAGGGGUUCUGUCAUACUGGGCGGCUUCCUCGAGCCGACACAGACCACCGGAGGAGACAAGGAGGUGGUGGUGGUGGAAAGCUCCCUCUCUACCCCGCUCCACUCUCUCUCACAUUUCCCUCUUCACCUCUCUUCUCUCCCAGGAUAUCGCUGCUUCAAGGCGGUCAUGUUCCUGUCGGGCCUGAUGUUCGGCUCUGUCAUAAUCUUCCUGUUGUGCCACAAGGAGCGGGUGCUGGACACCCAGCUGAGUGUGGAGGCCUCGGCGGGUAUCGGCCUGGGCAUCGGCCUGCUGUGUGGCCUGGUCACCAUGCUGGUUCGCUCCGUGGGUCUCUUCAUGACGGGUCUGUUACUGGGCCUGCUACUUGCCCUCGCCACGCUGCUGGUCACCCACCAGUUCUACACACCCACCACCGUCUGGGUGCCCCUAGGGGUGCUGCUGGGCACUGGCAUGCUGUUCGCCGUGCUCACCCUACAGUGGCAGAAGCUCUUCACCGUGUUGUCUACGUCUGUGUUCGGGGCGGCCAUCAUGACGGUGUGCGCCGACUACUUUGUGGAGAUGCUGGCGCUGGCCAGACACGCGUAUCAGUGCUUGAGGCUGUCACCGGCGCCGUCGCUCUGCUGGUACAGCUGGGUGAUCGUGGGUAUCUGGCCGGCACUCAGCUUCAUGGGGGUGCUGGUGCAGUGGAAGCUGACGGCCGUGGGGUUCUCACACACUGAGGUCAUCAUCAGCAGGAGGCAGAAGCGGGUCCAGUUGAUGCGGAUCAGACAGAAAGAUGUCAAGAAGCGCCAGCAGAACAGUGGGCAGGAGGGCACAUACCGUCGCAAGCCCCCCCCUGUCAAACGCUAUGCCGGAGACCUGCUGGCACCAAGCUACCUGCAGAGUCUUAGGGACAGACAGAUGGGCACAGGCAACUCCCUCAGCAGCCUGGGCACUACCAACCACACAAUAAUCGACUUUGACUACGAGACAAGCUCCACCGUACCCCUCACCGUCACCACACCUGUCAACAGGGUCUGACGCACCGAGGGACAGACGGGGGACGACUCGCUUGUUUCUUGUUCCCCCUCCAUAGUCCUCCUCCCUAUGUAGUGUACUGUUGACCCUAUAGACAAUGUGAGAGUCUAUUGAACAAUGGACGUUCCUUACAUUGACUUGGAAAAGGGCCUUGAAUGCUGUCCAAGUGAAGAUCAAAGCACACCUCCAGUGUACUGUACUGUACCUCGUUUGGAAUGGCAGACUGGAAGGCAAUGGAAUGGGUCCUCGAUCUGUGAGCUGUUCCCUGAGAGUGGUUGGUGUUUGGCCCCCCGUUUGAUGUGUGCUGUAAUCACUCUUUCAAUAGACUGGGCUUGUGUGGCCUCUCCCUGUGUUGUCUGCUCUGAGCGGUGGCAGGUCCAUGUGAAAAGUCUGAAGGCAGCUUCUGCUAGAGAGAAACAAACAGAAAGUGAGAGCACUGAAAUGCUAUGGGGUUAGGACAGAGCAGAGUACACAGUCAGAAGAAGGAGCAGAAAUGAUCUCAUCUAACUUCUGAGGUCGUAUACUUUCUCUGGUGCCAUUAUGUGAUUGUUUGAUUACAUGUGGGAGAAAUCACUUGACUGAUGAAAACAGACUUGUUUUUGCUGUUCAGAAAGCAAUACUGGGAAUGGAAAUGGCCAUGAAUAGCACGAGAGCUACCUCCUCGAGUGAUUUCAACUUUUAUAAUUGGAGUUAUCUGUGCUUUAAUGACUUGAAAUUAACCAGUUGUGUGUAAACUCGGGUCAACCGCCUCACAGAACAGGACACCAGCUGAUGUUGACAAGGCACUGUGACGGGACAAAGAAGAGGACAUUUCGAGAUACAUUUCUCUGACCAGUGUUUUCUGUCUGUGUGAGUGUGUGUGCGUUUGUAAUGUUAACGUGUGUGUAUUGCUGUUUACUUGUCCCUUUUUCGAAGUAACUGCCUGUAGAGUGCAGUAGGUUCAGGUCCAGAGAGAUACACGGCAGCCAUUUUGUGCCUAAAUACAAUGGAGAUUACAUGGGCAACUGUUACAAGUGACAUUUACGUUUGUUUUCAUUGGAACUGCAGUGCCUUUUUUAGCGGUAGCAAUACUGCAAUACUAUACAAUGUUUCAAACCAUACUUGGUUAUGCCAGUUAUUUUUGAGCAGUAGCUUGUUUUCAUUACAAUUUCGAGGCAGUUUUACCUGUGUAGUACCUGUAUUCAGCAAUGUAUAUGAACAAUAACAUUGAAGGAAUGUGCUAUGGAAAAAAUGUUAGCAUAAAUUUGCUGUACUCUAGGUUACUAAGGAAUUAUCAGUGUUUUAAAAAUUGUAAUUUACUUUUGUUUUAGAAUUUUAGAGGGACAGUAGGCCUACUCUCACUCAGUACUCUCAACUCUUCUGAAUCUGUACAGAAUUGUCAAUAGGAAAUUGAAAGAUAAACCAUUAAAUUAGUUUAAAAACAAAA
Messenger RNA from Salvelinus sp. IW2-2015, 2605 nucleotides. RefSeq names its product transmembrane protein 198-like. The record is from RefSeq and is a predicted model, not a curated record. Gene Ontology annotation, cellular component: plasma membrane. NCBI's taxonomy places the organism in Eukaryota, Metazoa, Chordata, Actinopteri, Salmoniformes, Salmonidae.